GGAAGAGACAUCAUUUUAAAACUCAAUGCUCCAGUUCAUUAAGACCACAAGGAACCAAACCCAGCUUUAAGAUGCCGUUUUUACUUCUUUUUAUGAUGCUGUCAGCCUGUGCUGCAAGUCCACAGGAUCUGUCAGGAAAGAUGUUUACGUUUCCACAAGAAACCAACACAGCUAGAGUCAUGCUGAAUACAUCGGCAGAUAAUCUGAGUGCUGUAACAGUCUGCUUAAGGUCAUUCACAGACCUCAGUAGAGACCACAGCCUUUUUUCUCUCGCCACACCGUCUUCUGAUAAUGGCUUUCUGAUAUUCAAAGGCAAUUCUGACAAAAUUUCUCUCUAUGUGGACAACAAACAAGUAGACUAUCUAGGACUGGGCUAUGAGUUGAAUGUGUGGCACUCUAUUUGUUCCACAUGGGAUGUUGAAUCUGGAUUGGGUCAGAUGUGGCUCAAUGGAAAGUCUUCACCUAGGAAGUUUCUUGGUGGAUCACGGAUUAGUCAACCAAUUGUUAUCCUAGGACAGGAACAGGACAGUUAUGGUGGUAGAUUUGAUGCCAAGCAAUCCUUUAUUGGAAUGAUCUCUGAUGUCCACAUGUGGGACUAUGUUCUUUCACCCUGUGAGAUCCAGAGCUAUGUGGAUAAUCUGAAUUUCACUCCAGGGAACGUGUUAAACUGGAGAGCCCUUACAUUUGAUGUUAUUGGAAGGGUGCUGAUAGAAAACAGACUUCUGACAUGCCACUAGAGCCACUCCCCCCC
Molecule: messenger RNA, 751 nt
Organism: Cyprinodon variegatus (sheepshead minnow)
Lineage: Eukaryota; Metazoa; Chordata; Actinopteri; Cyprinodontiformes; Cyprinodontidae
Product: serum amyloid P-component-like
Exons: 5
Coding region: 72-737 (221 amino acids)
Source: RefSeq, a predicted model, not a curated record